GAACAGGGAACCCGUUGAGUUACAUAUAUGGUGCGGUGCGGCUUAGACGUUGUGCUAAGAUAGGAUUACGUUUUUGACUCAAACGCAGGAAUACUUAACAUACCUUGAUCGUAAAGCUUAUCUGCCUCGAUUUCGAGUUUACAUGGCCGCCUAGGACUUACCUCUCUUCCGCUAGGUUGCAGCGAUCUUGCUAAGUUUUCUCGGAUAUUUUUCCAAGGAGUGAUGAACUAGGACUCCAGCAUCAUGGUUAGUGACAGUGCACCGCGGUUCACAAUAAAACCACAAAUCAAACAAGAAGGCGACAAACUAGUGUUCCACUGUCAAGUUGAGGCAUCACCUCAACCUGAUAUCUCAUGGUCAAAAGGAACAGCCAAUGUUGUAUCAUCAGAUCGACUUAAUCUCACUGUUGAUAAAAAUGGAACAAAUAAAUAUGAUUUGAAAUUAGUGAUUAAUAAUGUGCAGGGAUCAGACGAAGGAAGUUAUAAAGUGACAGCGAAGAAUAGAUUGGGUGAAGUUCAAGCUACAGUCAAUCUCAACUUUGGAGGGGCACAACAAAGUGGAGAUGGACUUGCACCUAGUUUUACCCAGAAACCCAGCAUUAAGCAGGAAGACAAACGUCUCGUGUUUGAAUGCCGGAUCAGCGCAACACCCGAACCUGUCAUAACCUGGUCAAAAGAUGGUGUCACUAUCAAAGAUGGAGGCCGCUAUAUGGUUUACACAGAUCCAGAAACCCCGGGAAACUAUGUCGCCUGUCUGGAGGUGUUUGAUGUAGAGCCUGGAGAUGGCGGCAACUACAAGGUCAAUGCUCGCAAUGACCUUGGAGAAAGUAACGCCAACAUCAAGGUCAACUUUGAUCAAACCAUGGCUGGACCUAAAGGUUCACCACCAAAAUUUACACAAAAGCCUGCUAUCAAGCAGGUCGGCAAUAACAUAGUAUUCGAGUGCAAACUUACUGGAGACCCGAAACCAAAGAUCACCUGGUACGCAGCCGGAGGCAAAGUCCUUCAAGAAGGUGCGCGUCAUAAAAUAACAGAGAAAUCAGAGGGCGGUAAUACCUAUGCCCUUAUGCUAGAGAUUAUUGACGUUGGAGCAGGAGAUGGCGGGGAAUAUAAAGUGAACGCAAGGAAUGAUUCCGGAGAAUCAAAUGCAACAAUUAAUCUCAACUUUGAAGUUCACAAGACAACAAGGCAGAUCAUUUUACUACAGGGAGGAUUCGGAAUGGAAGGUACUGACAAAAAGGAUGGAAAAGCACCUAAAUUUACUCAAAAGCCUGUGAUAAAGCAAGAAAAAGACAAACUAGUAAUGAGCUGCCAAGUUGAAGCCAAACCAAAGCCCGAUGUCACAUGGUUCAAGGGAACCGAUCUCGUUAAGUCUGGCGGACGUGUCACCAUUAAAGCAGAUAAUGCAGGGACUGAUAUUUAUACAUUAAUCUUAGAAAUUAAAGAUCCUAAGCCAGAGGACGGUGGAUCAUACAAAUGCACAGCUAAGAAUAGUUUUGGGGAGAGUAAUGCAAACAUCGCUCUAAACUUCCAAGAUCUCAAAAAGGAUGAGAAAAAAGAUGAGAAAAAGGAAGCUAAAAAAGAUGAGAAAAAAGAUGAGAAAAAGGAAGCUAAAAAAGAUGAGAAAAAGGAAGCUAAAAAAGAUGAGAAAAAAGAGCCUAAAAAAGAUGAGAAAAAAGAAGUCACGCAAAAGCCUGGGGGUUCCGCACCAACUUUCACGACAGAUCCAGUCAUUUCUCAAGACAGAACAGGCAAGAAUGUUACCAUAGAAGCGAAACUUACUGCAACUCCAAAGCCAACAGUCAUCUGGUUCAAGGACGGCACCCAGAUAAAAGAUUCUAAAAACAUAAAGAUUAAGACUUUUCCUCAAGGAAAGGGAGCAUAUCUUUCGGCCAUGGAGAUCACUGGUGUCAAGAAAGUAGAUGGCGGUGAAUACAAACUGGUUGCCAAGAAUGCCAAUGGUGAAGCUGCAGCAGAGAUUGAACUUGACCUUGAUGUUUUGGGGGAUCCACAGUCCAUACUGAAGGAGCCUAAGAUUAUCUUCAAGGGAGUGCCAAAUAUCAGGGCAGAGGCCAACAACACUAGGAUUAUCAUAGAAGUUAAGGCUCAGAGUAAAACGAAACCUAAAAUUGAGUGGGAGUUCAAUAAAGCAAAAAUUCAAGAUGGUGGACGGUAUUUUGUUGAUGUAGCCAGGGAACGCAGUGAUUGGCUACUUAUUUUGGAGAUUGACAAUGUGAGCAAUAAGGAUGAGGGGACCUAUAAGGUGAAUGCCAAGAACACAACUGGCAAAAAGUGGACUGAGGUGAUAGUUGAUGUCGCAGCUUUAACUCCAAAAGUUGAAGAGAAAAAAAUCGCAUCUCCUGAAAUCGUAAAGAAACUAGAACCACAGACUGUGAUGGAUGGAGACCCUGUCGACUUUGUUUGUAACAUAAUUGGAGAUGACCUUGAUAUUAUAUGGACCAAAAACGGCAAAGAAAUCAAAUCUGGGGGUGAUAUCAAAAUCUCUCGGAAUGAUACAACUAAAGAAUGCCGCUUGCACAUAGUUGAAGUAUUCCCAGAGGAUGCUGGUAUGUACAAGUGUGAGGCCUGGAAUGACUCGGGGGAUGCCCAAACUAGCGCUAACCUCAAUGUCAAAGUUCAGAAAAAGCCUGAGAAGAAACCAGUCGAGGAGGAAAUUACUCCUAAAAAAGAUUCCGUUGAUCAGUCAGCUCCUAUCCCAGAUAUAGAGAUAACUGAAGAAGAACGCCGCUUAGAACUUAUGCGUCGGGUCGCACCUGAUCAGUUAUCCUCUGAUGAAGAAGAACCCCCAUCAUCUAGAGGGCGCUUUAAUAAAAAUCGUGACGCGCGCAAGAAUCGUCCCCCUAGUACAAUCAUGGAAGAAGACUUCUACACCAGUCAGAAUGAUGGAAGCUACGAUGGGGAUGAUUCUGCCCGAUCUAGCGAUGCACCAAGAGACGAGUCACCAAUUGAAGCCAAACCUGGAGAGCAAAAACCGGGAGAGGAGGUAGAUGAGUCCUUGUAUGAAACAGAGGGGCCAAAACGUAAACAGAAAGUCAAAGGUCCUGUACCAGGGCCAACUGUAGCAGAUAAACCAAAGAACCAAGUUGUCACAGAGGGGGACACCAUGUUUGUUGACAUGAAGUAUGAAGGAGGACCAUUUGGGGCAAUUCGCUGGUUUAAAGGAAACAGAGAACUAAAACCUGAUGCCCGCACAGAAAUAAAUCUGGAUAAAUCCAGAAAAACUGCGUCUUUGAAGAUCAAAAAAUGCAAAUUCCCAGACGAGGGCAAAUUUGCAGUGGCUUUGGAAAAUGAUAAGGGCCAAGAGUCGGAUCGGGCGGGGUUCACUGUAUUUAUCAAAGAUCCCAAGGAUUCCAGCUUGGACUUCAGAGCACUACUUAAACACAGAGAUGUGAAAAAGACCGAAUUUGAAGAUGAAGAUGAUGAUCUUGACUAUAAUCUCAAACCAGUGACUAGGAAGACCUCAGUUGGCUCAGAUAAGGACAAACAUAAACUGAAAUCUGUGAAAAAAGAGGAAGCAGCUGAUGUAGGGAGCGAUGAAGAGAAGAGUAUAGAUAUGGGACGCAGAGGGUCAACAGCUGAUCCAUCAUUGAAAAAGGUUGGAGAUUCUCUGGAUCCUAAAAGACGAAGCUCAAAGGACCGUCGUGUAUCUCUUGCGGAAGUCAUCCCUGAUUGGCCAACUCUUCAACAUCACCAAAAGAAAGAAAAGGAACCUGAUACAUUCAUUGUCCCUCUAAAAGACAUCAAAUGCAAAGAGGGGGACAAGAAAAUAGAAUUUUUCUGCCAGUUCUGUAAAUCGAAUGCCAAACUUCGCUGGUACAAGAACAAGCUAGAAAUCUUCCAAGGACCAAGGUACGACUUUGUCAGUAACAAAGAUGAACAGAGGCUCAUUAUUAAGAAAAUCAAGUUGGAGGAUGGCGGGAAAUACACAUGUAAAUGUGAUGACACUCAAACCUCUGCUUGGUUAUACGUUGAAGAGAAGAAAGCUGAGUACUAUUUUACCCAGAAACUUCCUGAGACAGUCUCUGUGGUCCGAAAGAAGAAAGUGACUUUGGAGUGUGCUCUUAUUGAUCCAAGACCCCAUGUUAUAUGGUACAAAAAUGGAGAGAGACUUGAUUAUACCCCAAAGAAAUAUGAGAUUGUACGUCGUGAGAACCGAUGUCUGUUGACCAUUGUAAACGCUGAUGACAAUGAUGUGGCUGAAUACAAAUGUGAAGUAGAAGGAGAUGAAACCACCACCAAAGUGCUAUUACAAGAACCAUCCUGGGGUUUCUCUGAACUGUUGCAUGAUGAGGAUGCCUUGGAGAACGAGGAUGCUGAGAUGUACUGUGAAGUGAAUGAUGCAGAUGCUGAAGUGCAGUGGUUCAAGGGGGCUGAAUCGGAAAGGCCUCUUGAGAAUUGCCCCAAGUAUGAGAUCAUUGAGGAUGGAGUUAAGCGUAUCCUAAAGGUGAAGAACAUGUCCAAGCAGGAUGAGCACCAGUAUAUAUGUCGUACAGGGCAGGAGACCACUCAGGCCAAACUAUUUGUGGAACCUGAUGUUAAGUUCAAAGAGAAGCUGAAGGAUGUCCGUGGUGUUGAGGGCCAGAAAGCCGUCAUGGAAUGCAGACCUUACAAUCCUCAUAGAUACCCUGUUUCUUGGUUCAAAGAUGGCAAAGAGGUCACUCUAAGUGAUAGAGUCCAAGCUGUUAAGGAUGUUGACUGGGAGAAACUGGUCUUUGAGACGUUAGACUUGGAUGAUGAAGCCCUGUAUACAUGUAAAGUUGGGGACCGUGAAACAAAAGCUGAACUCUUGGUUGAUGAAGGAGAGAGAGCCCCUGUGGUAGACCUUGACAAAAUACCUAAAGUAAUUGAAGUCAAGGCUGGGGAGAAAAUUGAUCUACCUAUACCAUUUACAGGAACUCCAAUGCCAAAGGCCAACUGGAAGAAAGAUGGCGCCCCACUAAAACCUGAGAAUGCAAAGACUGAGAUGACUCCUAAGGCUUGUAAACUGAAGGUUGGUCAAGCCAAGAGAGCUGAUAGUGGGGACUAUGAGCUUGAACUUGCUAAUAAAGUUGGGGCUGUCAAGGUCCCUAUUAAGAUAAAGGUUGUAGACAAGCCUAGCAGACCCGAGCCUGACCUUGAGGCAUUUGACGUUUACAAGGAUCGUUGCAAACUUCGCUGGAAGCCACCAAAGGAUGAUGGUGGUGCACCAAUUGAAGAGUACAUCGUUGAGCAGAUGGAUACUGCCAGAGGGUCAUGGAAUGAAGUCGCACGUCCUAAAAAACCUGAAGCUGCCGUCGAUAAACUGGUUGCUGGCAAGAAAUAUAAGUUUAGGGUUAAGGCUGUGAAUAAGCAUGGUGAAAGUAAACCACUUGAUACUCCACAUGAUAUCUUGGCCAAAGAUCCUUAUGAUGAACCUGAUUCCCCUGGCACCCCUGAGGUCCAUGAUGUGGAUGAGAACCAUGCAGACAUCUCCUGGGCCCCACCCAAAGAUGACGGUGGUGCACCUUUAGAGAAAUAUAUCAUUGAGAAGAAGGAAAAGGGAGGAGACUGGGUUAAGGCUAAUGAGGUGCCAGCAGGCCAACAGAAUGCCAGAGUUAAGCAUUUAGAUGAAGGCAAAGAAUAUGAAUUCAGAGUGAUUGCAGUCAACAAGGGUGGCAACUCUCUACCUAGCAAUGCAUCCAAGCCUGUUCUAGCUCUACCUAAACUCAGGAAGCCUAGAAUAGACAAGCGUGAUCUGCGGGAUGUUAGGCUAAAGAAGGGACAAUCAUUCACUCUGGAUGUGCCCUUCACUGGGGCCCCAGCCCCUGAUGUCAUCUGGACCAGGAAUGGAGAGGUAAUCAAAGCAGAUGACAUCGUCCAGAUUACCAACUCUCCAACUCGCUCAAUUUUCAAGAACACCAGUGGUGUUAGAAAGGACACUGGAGAGUAUAAGAUCACAGUGAAGAAUGAAGCAGGAGAAGAUAGUGCCCUCAUUAACAUUGUGGUACUAGGUCCUCCAUCUAGACCAGAGGGCCCUCUAGAGGUGUCCGAUGUAACUAAAGACAAAUGUAAACUCAAGUGGAACCCACCUAAAGAUGAUGGUGGAAACCCAAUACAAGCAUACAAGGUUGAGAAAUACGACCCUGAAUAUGGUACUUGGGAGAAAGUGAGUGACUUUGUGAAAGGAACUGAAUGCACUGUUCCAAAGCUUGAGGAAGGCCAUGACUACAAGUUCAGGGUGUCAGCUGAGAACCAACAUGGUUACAGUGAACCUCUAGAGACUGAGAAGUCAACCAAAGCAAAGAAUCCAUACGAUCCUCCAUCGAAGCCUGGCAAACCAGAGAUUGUCGACACCAACCGUGACCACAUUGACAUUAAAUGGGCGGAGCCUAAAUCUGACGGUGGUGCUCCCAUCACAGGGUAUGACAUUGAGAGGAAAGAUCCAAAGAGCGAUCUCUGGAGAAAGAUCAACAGCGAGCCUGUCCAAGGUACCAAAUUCCACGAUGACAAAGUAUCUCCUAAUAAGGAAUAUGAAUACAGAGUCAUUGCUAAGAACAAAGGAGGUGAUUCGGAACCAAGUGAAGUGUCCAGACCUGCUGUGGCUAAACCAAUGAAAGAAGCCCCUAAGAUUAAUCUUGAUGGACUUUUCGGAGCUGAUGAGAUCAGAGUUAAGGCUGGAGAGCCUUUCACAAUCCCUGUUGGGAUAUCUGGAGCCCCUGCUCCUACUGUUGCCUGGAAGAAGAAUGGCAAAGAUCUUGUUCCAAAUAAUAGGGUCCAAAUGAACAAUGAUGAAGAGAAUGCCAAGCUGCAUGUUCCAGUGUCAAAGAGAGAUGACAGUGGCAAAUAUACUAUUGCUGUUGAUAAUCCAAAUGGUGCUGAUUCCAAAGAUAUUAAGGUUGUUGUACUAGACAAGCCUGGUGCACCAGAGGGACCACUGAAUGUAUCAGAUGUCACUGCAGACUCUGCUAAACUUACAUGGAAGGAGCCAGAGGAUGAUGGUGGUGCAGAACUAACAGGAUACAUCGUAGAAAAAAUGGAAGAAGGAAGUGGAUUCUGGGAGAAAGUUCCCGGAAUUAUCACUCCUGACAAAACAUCUAAGACAGUUGACGAUCUAGUGGAGGGCAAAAAAUACAAGUUCCGUGUGAAGGCUGAGAACAUGUAUGGGAAAAGUCCAGCGCUUGAGACAACUAAAGAUACUCUGGCUAAACAUCCAUUUGAUCCUCCAGGUGCUCCUCGUAAUUUAGAAAUUGGCAAAUACAAUAGAAGCUCUGUGACACUCAACUGGAAAGAACCCAAUGAUGAUGGUGGCAACCCCAUUAAAGGUUAUCAAGUUGAAAAACGUAGGAAGGGACGUAGUGAUUGGGAGAAGGCGGGACCAAUAGGAGGCCCUAAGACAACAUACGAUGUUAUAGGGCUGACAGAAAAUGAAACUUUAGAGUUCCGUGUCGCAGCCGUGAACAAUGCAGGACCUGGUGCAUUUACCAAAGCCACUGAUCCUCAUGUUGUCAGAGAUCCCAUAUUUGCUGCUGGUGCACCAAGCACUCCAAACAUUGAUAAACUCACCAAGAAAGAUGCUAAGCUCUCCUGGGAGAAGCCUAAAGAUGAUGGAGGCAGUAAGAUCUUAGGGUACCAGGUGGAGAAGAAACAGAAGGAUGGAGAAUGGGAACCAGCUGUUGAGGUGCCAGCAGAUGAACUCACCGCAACAGUUCCCAGACUGAAGGAGGGUGAGGAAUACCAGUUCAGGGUUGCUGCUAUUAACAAACUUGGACCUGGUGAUCCCAGUAGACCAACUAAACCUGUCAUUGCUGAGAAUCAACCAGAGAGACCUGAAAUAGACACCAGUAACUUGCCUAAGGAGAUCACGGUACGUGCUGGCCAAGACUUCAAGAUUGAGAUGCCACAUAAAGGUUUCCCUAAACCUACAUCUGAAUGGACCAGGAAUGGAGAACCUGUUAAGGAAUCCCCAAGGGAAAAGAUUGAGGUAACUGAUGACAAGGCUAUCCUCAAAGUUACCAAGGCCAAGAGAGGUGAUACGGGACCAUACAAAGUAAAGCUCAAGAAUGCAUCAGGAGAAGGCACAGCAGAGGUCCAAGUCAAUGUUCUGGAUGCCCCAGGGGCCCCACAAGGUCCUCUCAAUGUGGAAGAUAUGAAUGCAGACUCAUGCACGUUGUCAUGGAAACCACCCAAGGAUGAUGGAGGUGGCAAAGUGACAAAUUACAUUGUUGAAAAGAAGCCCAAGAACUCAGAUAGAUGGACCAAGGUGACAGCGUUUGCGAAGGGAACCAGUGCCCCUGUGAAGAACUUGGUUGAGGGUACAGAGUAUGACUUCAGAGUGAUGGCUGAGAAUGAGUAUGGUAUAGGUGAACCCCUACAGACUGACACCUCUGUUAUGUGUAAACCACCUUAUGAUCCUCCAGGCGCACCUGGUAAACCAGAAUGUAAAGGGACCACACCCGAUUCUAUAUCACUUCGCUGGGAUCCUCCCCGCAGUGACGGUGGCUCCCCCAUUACUGGAUACGUUGUUGAGAAACGUGAAAAGGGCGAUAAGCGUGGCUGGACAAAAGCUACCGUGUCACCAAUUCUUGACCCAGAGAUCACAGUACCGAACUUGAUUGAAGGUCACGAGUAUGAAUUUAGAGUAGCUGCCGUAAACAAGGCAGGUCCUGGUGACUGGAGUGACGAUUCUGGGAGAAUCAAGGCACAACCACCUCCAUCUGCACCUAAGGUUGGGAGAGACUGGAAUGGGAAGGACAUCAUCGCAAUUGCUGGCCAGCCUUUCCAGAUCAGCGUCCCUUACACUGGCAGCCCAAUGCCAAAUGUCACAUGGGAAAAUGGUUCAAAGCCUGUUCCUGAUGAUGACAGAGUGCAGUCUGAGGUGACACCAGACAAGAUCAACCUCAAUGUAAAGAAGGCUGUGAGGGAGGAUGCUGGUGCUUACACACUUACAAUGAAGAAUGACUUGGGAUCAGAUAAUCUUACUCUCAAGGUUCAUGUCAUGGAUAAACCAGGGAACCCAGAAGGUCCACUAGAGGUCUCUAACAUCACCCCAGAUUCUUGCAAACUAUCCUGGAAACCACCUCUAGAUAACGGAGGCUCUCCUGUGGAGAACUACGUUGUUGAGAAGAUGGACACAAACACCGGCAAAUGGUCCCCAUGUAGUAAGUUUGUGCGUGGAACAGACUAUGAGGUUUAUGGUCUUGAUGAGGGACAUCAGUACAAGUUCCGUGUAGCUGCGACCAAUCAGUAUGGUACGAGCGAACCACUUGAGACUGAGAAGCCAAUAACAGCCCAGAACCAGUUUGGUGUACCAGAUGCCCCAUCAGACCUUGAGGUUGAAGAUGUCGAUGCAGACAACAUCAAACUCAGAUGGCGUAAACCCAAGAAUGACGGUGGUGAUAAGAUCCAAGGCUAUCAAGUUGAGUUCAAGCCAGAGGGCUCAAGCCGCUGGAAACCUGCUAAUGAUUUCAUCGUGCGAGAUACCCGAUAUACAGUUGAUGGACUUGACAAGGGCAAGAAGUAUGACUUCAGAGUCCGUGCAAAGAAUGGUGCUGGAUUGAGUGAACCCAGUAUGGCAACUGGACCUGUUGAGGCCAAACCUAAAUACACUGGGGCAGGUGCACCAGGCACUCCUGUUGUUAAAGAUGUUGGCAAAACCUACGUCGGCUUAGAAUGGACUCCACCCCUCAAGGACGGGGGUAGCAAGGUAACAGGAUAUGAGGUUCAGAAACGUCCUAAAGGUGACACAAACUGGGUAAAGGCUUCUGAUUUCCCUGUCCACGAUACAAGCACAACACUUACAAAUCUUCCUGAGGGUUCGGAGUAUGAGUUCCGUGUUGUUCCAAUCAACAAGGCUGGCCUUGGCACUCCUAGUGAACCAACACCUCUCACUAAAGUCAAGGAAAAACUAGCCGGUUCCAAACCAGAAAUUAUUGGAAAACCCCACAAUGCAACUGGGCCUACAAAAGGCGAUGUCAAGUUUGAAUGUUCAUUUGUUGGCAAGCCAAAGCCAGAUGUUAAAUGGUAUCAGAAUGGCAUGCUCAUCUACCAUGGUGGAAGAUUUAAGAUUAAUGAUGAUGAAGAUGAUAAGUCUGUCCUUACCAUACGUGAUCUAGAAGAGUCUGAUGCUGGCGAGAUUACAUGUGAACUUGCAAACAAACUGGGCAAAGAUUCUGCCUCAUGUAAAUUACAGGUCCAAGCUCCACCUAAGAUCGGUAAAGAGCUAGGUGCUCAAAAGGUGAAUGAAGGUGACCAGUUCAAACUGAAGGUGCCAUUCUCUGGAAAAGGACCAUUCAGUGUUAAACUUAAGAAAGGAAACAGAGAUGUACCAGAAAAUGACAGAAUUAAAAUCACACCAUUUGAUGAUUAUGUAUUAGUGCAGCUCAAAGAUGCUGAUAGGGAAGAUGGAGGACCCUACAAGUUGGAGAUCAGUAAUGACAGUGGCACUGGCACAGCUCCCUUCCAACUCAGUGUUAAAGCCAAGCCUGGCCCUCCAACUGGACCACUAGAUGUCUCUGACAUCACUAAAUCCACAUGCUCGUUGGCAUGGAAACCACCCAAGGAUGACGGAGGCAGCAAGAUCUUACAUUACAUUGUAGAGAGACAGGAGGUUGGCAAGCCAUACUGGACCACUGUAUCAUCUUUCUGUAAGGAUACAAACUGUGAUGUCCAAGGACUGUAUGAAGACAAGGAAUAUCUCUUCAGAGUGGCUGCUGUCAAUGAGAAUGGAGAGGGAACCUGGCUUGAUGCUCCAAACUCCAUCAUUGCAAAAUUGCCAUUCGAUGCCCCUGGUCAGCCUGGUGAUCCUACUGUAACUGGAGUUGGUGGCAACUUUGUCAGUCUCGAAUGGGAGAAACCAAAAUCUGAUGGUGGCGGCAGAAUCAAGGGAUACUUCAUCGAAAAACGUGACGCGGGAGCAGAAAACUGGAACCGUGUUAAUAUGAAUCCUCAUCCAGCUCCAAUUUUCAAUGUCUCGAAUUUGAUUGAAGAUCGCGAGUAUGAGUUCAGAGUGUUCGCUGUCAAUGAGGCUGGAGUUAGUAAACCUUCUAUGGCUUCAAGGACUGUCAAGGUCAAGGACCCCAACGCCGCAACACUGCCUGAAUUCCGCAAUGGUAUGGAGACAUGUAUGGCCUCUGAGGGCAGGAUUGCUAAGUUUGAGGUGGAAGUUGAUGGACAGCCACCACCUACAAUCACAUGGUUUAAAGGAACCAGGGAAUUAUUUGAGGAUGACCCCAAAUUUGAUAUUAGUCACUCUGGUAACACUUACAUGCUCGUCGUGAAAGACGUGUUCGGGGAAGAUGCAGAUGAGUAUGUGUGUAAGGCAACCAAUCGUGCAGGAAGUCGCAGCAGUAGAGCUGAUCUUAUCAUCAAAUCGCCACCCAAGAUCAAGGUACCUCCAAGGUUCCAGGAUGUAGCCACAUAUGAGAAGGGUGAGGAGGUUGUACUGAAGAUACCAUUCACAGGCAACCCUAAGCCUACAGUGAAGUGGAUCAGAGAUGGGGAGGACCUCAGUGGUGGCAAAUACAAGAUUGAAGUGACAGACAGACAUGCCUUCUUGACUAUUAGGAAGAGUGAGAAGGCUGAUGAAGGUCCAUACAGACUGCAGCUGGAGAAUGAUCUUGGAGAGGACCAUGCUAUCAUUAAGAUACAAAUUAAUGAUCGUCCAGAUCCACCAAGGUUCUUAGUAGCUGAAACAAUCAGAGAUGACUCCGUAUUCCUCACAUGGAAACAUCCUCUCAAUGAUGGCGGCAGUUUCAUUACAGAGUACAUCGUUGAAAAACGUGAACCACCCAAAGAGACAUGGUCCAGGCAAUGUAGCACACGAUUCACACACCUCAAUAUAGAGGGCCUUACACCAAAUACAGAAUAUGAGUUCAGAAUAUUGGCUGAAAAUUUCUAUGGAAGGUCUGACCCAUGUGAAGCCACUGGGGUGAUUAAAACAGAAGAAUCUGGUGUGAAGAAACGAAAGGGAGCAGAAUAUGAUGCUGAUGGUAGGAGAAUCAGAGGGAAAUAUGAUGGCCCCAAAAUUGACAAUUAUGAUAAAUUAUAUUAUGACCUUUGGAAGAAAUAUAAACCACAGCCAGUUACAAUCAAACAAGGCAGUGUUUAUGAUUACUAUGAUAUUUAUGAAGAACUAGGAACGGGAGCAUUUGGUGCAGUACAUCGGUGUGUAGAAAAGAGUACAGGAAAUACAUUUGUAGCCAAGUUCAUCAAUACGCCAUAUCCAUUGGAUAAAAAUACGGUCCGCAAUGAGAUCAACAUAAUGAACCAACUUCAUCAUCCUAAACUGCUCAACCUACACGAUGCUUUCGACGACAAAUAUGAGAUGGUACUCAUAUUGGAAUUUUUAUCUGGUGGUGAACUAUUUGACCGUGUGGCAGCUCCAGACUAUAAGAUGUCUGAGGCAGAGGUGAUCCACUACAUCAGACAAGUCUGUGAUGGCCUGAAACAUAUGCAUGAGAAUAACAUUAUACACUUAGAUAUAAAGCCUGAAAAUGUUAUGUGCGACACCAACAAGAGCACUAAUGUGAAGCUAAUAGACUUUGGAUUGGCUGCUAAACUCAACCCUGAUGAGAUUGUCAAGGUAACCACGGCAACUGCAGAGUUUGCUGCUCCAGAAAUUGUUGAUCGAGAACCUGUGGGUUUCUACACUGACAUGUGGGCUGUUGGUGUGCUAUCAUAUGUACUAUUGAGUGGACUAUCACCAUUUGCUGGUGAAGAUGACCUUGAAACCCUACAGCAUGUGAAACGUUGUGACUGGGAGUUUGACCCUGAUGCAUUUAAAAAUAUCUCCGAAGAGGGUAAAGACUUCAUUAAGAAACUGCUUGUUAGGCAACCAGGGCGUCGUAUCACAGUCCACGAGUGUCUAGAACACCCCUGGCUGCUAGGUGACCAUAGCAACCUGAACACAAGAAUACCAUCAAGUCGAUAUGAUAGGAUUAGACAAAAGAUCAAAGAGAAAUAUGAGGAUUGGCCUAAACCAAUGCCAGCUAUUGGUCGUAUCGCCAACUUCAGCUCUCUGCGUCGCAACAGACCUAAGGAAAACCAGAUUCAUGAUUCAUAUUUCGAUCGUCGUGAGUGUAUCCCACGAUUCAUCCGUAAACCCAAGAAUUGUCUGGUACAAGAGGGUCAAAUAGCAGAGUUCAACUGCAAGAUCAUUGCAGCUUCAGCACCUCUAAUCACAUGGAUGCGAAAUGAUAUUGGCUUGAGCCAGAGUGUGAAAUACAUGCAGAAAUACCGUGGUUCAGAGUACACUCUUCGUGUAAGUCGUGUCCACAUGGAGGAUAAGGGAGAGUACAUUGUUAAGGCAGAGAACUCUUAUGGAAAACGAGAGUGUGCCGCUUUCUUGAAUGUGGAACCUGCACCAGAGAAGACAGUUUCCAGAGCAAGCAGUUUAGAACCCUUAGUCAGAAGGAAGAGAAUCUUACCAGAAAUUGAAGAUUUCAAACCUGCACCAGAUACCACCCCACGGUUCAAUUUCGGUCUCCGUGAGCGCAUAAUCCAAGAAGGUAUCGGCGUGAAGCUUAUAUGUUGCGUCGAAGCUAAGCCAGUACCUACCAUAACAUGGUACUUCAAUAAUAAGGAAAUUAGAAACUCUUCUAGUUACACUAUACAGUAUUCUACUGGGGUGGCCUCACUUGAAAUCAUGGCUUGUGAGCUGAGUGAUGCUGGCAAGUACACUUGUAUAGCUGAGAAUGCCAAGGGCACAGAGGAGAGUAGCUGUAGGGUCGUAGUUGAAGAGAGUCUCAAGAGAAGACCAGAAGGACUAUCCAACCUCCCUAGUAUAACAUCGUCUCACUCCAGGACAAGCAGGCGCACAACAGAAUCCAGUGCUGGGGGAAGACGCACACGCACAGAAACUACAGAGACGACAACAUCAUCCAGUACAACAUCAUCUUAAGUUGAAAACUCAUCGGAAGCCACAUGAAGAGCUGCUGCUAAAAGUUGUGAACUGAAGAUUGUGAUGUAACCAAAUGUGUAAAUAGACCAGAUCUAUAUUUGGACGGAUGAUUGACUUCCAUAAAUGGUUGCAGAUGGAAUUCUAUAUUUGGAUGGAAAAGGUCCAUAUUUGGAUUGAAAUGUGUAUCUGGGUCGGCAGUUUGAAAAUGAUGUGCCAACGCAGUGAUUUGAAUACGCAAUGGAAGACAUUGAGAAAAGCUGGCUUUAAAGUUGUACCUAACGGAAGAAAUAUUUCAGAGAUUGCAUUAUGCAAUUGGUCCCCUUAAUAUAUAACAUGGUGGUUCUUGUUAAAUUUACACUCAGUCAUAGUUGAUUGUAGUGUUUGCUGAUAUAUCGUGUAUUUCUUGUCCAUAUACAUAAUUCUCUUUCGUUCAACUUAUAUUGGAGACCAGAAAAAGAAAACUUGACCACCAUGUUAUUGUAUGUAAAUGUGAUAUUGUUCAAUGUGUCAUAAUCAACAUGUGAUGUAUGUAUUAUUUGAUCACAUGUUACUGUAUGUAUCCAGAAAGGUACAAUCUACAUGUUACUGUAUGUAUUCGGAAAUUUGCAAUAGCUGUUUACAUGUAUGGUCACAUGUCACUUAAUUUAGGAAACCCAUACUGAAUGUAUUCAGAUAUAUGCAAUAACUGUCCUCAUAUGCUACUGUUUGUAUUCGGAGAGCUGCAAUAUCUUUCUUUAUUUGAAUUUUAUGUUCAUUGUACAUUUACACACAAUGGCUAUAACACGAAAAAGACUGAAGAUAAUCUCAAUAUGAACAAGCAACCCCGUUUAUAUAUACCAAAGAAAGCCAUUUAGGUGAAUAUUCUAGCUGUGUGUAGGUAUUACUGAGUUACAUUUGUGCCCCUUAUAUGCCUCUUUAAUACUUUACACAGUAAGAACAUCUGUAGCUUUCAUUUUACACCUCCACCACAAAAAUAGCCAAGGAGCUUUCUUUAUUUCUUCAACAUUAGUCUUCAAACAUUAGCAUAUAGACCUUAAAGGACACUAGUCAGCAUGGAAGUCUUAGAAACAUUUGUUUCAGAAUCUAUAUAUAAUAUAUACCAAUCAUUAUAAGUUGGACUUGAAUCUCAUCUCACUGGAAUAGCAACUAUGUUAUUAACAUUAGUUUAUUAGAUUUAGAUAUGUAGACAUUAAUUUUAUAACAUUUUUCAUUGAAAUAUGGUGACAACAUUGCAACAUUGCAAUAGACAUUUCCUAAAUAUUACUUCUAUGGUUUUUAAUAUUAAUUUAAUCACACAUUUCGAACUACCUUUGAUAAAGGUAUUCUCAGACACAGAUGUCUUAGUUCAAAUCAUAAAGCAUUUUUAUGGAGACAACCUCUGCUUGUUAGAACAGUCAAACUGCCAAUAAGCCAUGUAAAUAAUAUACACAUAUAAGUGGUAUAUUAAAAAGAUUCUGUACAAAUUUUGUCUCAUAUUGUUUAUAUAUUCCUCGUUUUAUCUUUAUUCUAAACAAAUUACUGUAUUUAUUACUAUUUAUAAUUUAUUGUGUCCAUUGUCUUAAGGAAAUGACCUCUUGAGACCUCAAGGUCAUACAGUCAAAGGUCAAUUUGUAAGUCAAGGUCAAAUAAUAAAGACAGGAAUGGGCAAAAGAUGUAUUAUUAUCAAGAGGAAUGUUGACAUAGGUACUUUUUGUUUUUCUAAUGAAUUAAAAUAAAACAUUAACAUAAAAUAUUGUGUCAUUAGUAUCCCUAUUAUGUUUUAAAUGUUUACAAAAGUAUUUCUAUAAAUAUACCAUUUGACAACCUGCAUUAAGUUAUUUUACAAAAUAGAUAUGUGUAUUUAUAAUAAAAAUGCUUCAAAUGUUAAAUUUCAUAUUUCAGUAUAUAGUAUAUCUAUAGUUAUAAAUGCUGUUUAUUGUUAUGUAAAUUUUAUAUUCUAAUAUUUCAAGUUGCCUAAUGCAUGCUAUGCUGCCAGAGGUAUAAACUGACUGUUCUGAGCUUUGAUAUAAAAACUGAAGAUGUUAUAUGAAUCAGUAUCUUUAUUGCUUUAGUCCAAAAUAAACAGUCACUUUACUAUUUAUUGAUGAAAUCCUAUGUGAUCUUUCAUAACUAUGGGAUGUAAAUUCUGAUAGUUUUGCUUCGUCGCCCCUGAUAGUGUUGUUCCUUUUAGAACCAUAGUUAUUUGUACAAAGCACCCUAACAAACUGAUACUAUACAGUACUAAACAAUAAAGUUAUGAUGUUAUAACCCAAAU
This is a messenger RNA of Owenia fusiformis, 16129 nucleotides long. NCBI's taxonomy places the organism in Eukaryota, Metazoa, Annelida, Polychaeta, Sabellida, Oweniidae. The record is from the annotation of a GenBank genome assembly.